CCCGCCGACGACGAUACGGACACAAAUUGGGUGAACACGGUGGGGUCCAGCGCGGUGGUAGUCAUGGUGGGGAAAAAUGAGGUAGUCGUGGCCAAUUCCGGAAACUCACGUGCCGUCCUCUGCCGGGACGGCGUCGCGACUCCCCUGUCACGUGACCACAACCCGGACCGCCCCGACGAGCUGGAGCGGGUGGAGGCGGCGGGCGGGAGAGUGAUCAAUUGGAACGGCUGCCGCGUUCUGGGAGUUCUGGCGACGUCGCGGUCGAUCGGUGACCACUACUUGAAGCCGUUCGUCAUAUCGGAGCCGGAGGUCACGAUCAGCCAGAGGACGGAGUGCUGCGAUUUUCUGGUGAUCGCGAGCGACGGACUUUGGGAUGUCGUAACGAAUGAGUGCGUGUGCCAGGUGGUGAGGAGGUGCCUGGAUGCGCAGACGAAGAGGCAGUUUUCGGAGGGGAUGAGCGGCUCGAGCGCGGCGCCGGCGAAUGCGGCGGCGCUGCUGGCGCAGCUGGCUUUGGCGCGAGGUAGUAAAGAUAAUAUUACUGUUAUCGUAGUUGAGCUUCGUUGAGUUAAAUUUUACAUCUACGUACUGUGUAUUUAUUUUGGGGUCUGGUU
Prunus avium (sweet cherry) is the source of this 611-nucleotide messenger RNA. Its product is annotated as protein phosphatase 2C 51-like. Lineage: Eukaryota; Viridiplantae; Streptophyta; Magnoliopsida; Rosales; Rosaceae. Gene Ontology annotation, molecular function: cation binding; protein serine/threonine phosphatase activity. The record is from RefSeq and is a predicted model, not a curated record. Gene Ontology annotation, biological process: protein dephosphorylation.